Messenger RNA from Phlebotomus argentipes, 1504 nucleotides. RefSeq names its product zinc carboxypeptidase-like. Gene Ontology annotation, molecular function: zinc ion binding; metallocarboxypeptidase activity. NCBI's taxonomy places the organism in Eukaryota, Metazoa, Arthropoda, Insecta, Diptera, Psychodidae. Gene Ontology annotation, biological process: proteolysis. The record is from RefSeq and is a predicted model, not a curated record. The transcript has 2 exons. Bases 51 to 1337 code for a protein of 428 amino acids.
CAAGGUUAUCCAGAACUCUGCUAGUUCGCUCAAGAGUGCCAUUCUGUGUGAUGCCCCCGCGAGUCCUGCUCCUGAUCUUCUCCCUCAUGAUGUCAGUGAACGUGAAUACUUGCGAGAUCGCCGACAAGGCGAGAUAUGACAACUACCGGCUGUACCGGUUUCACAUGGCCACGGAGGAGCAGGUGAAGGUGAUGCAGGAGCUGGAGCAGAUGAGCGACAGCUUCGUCUUCAUUGGACACGCCAGGCAUGUGGAUCAGACGCUGACGAUGAUGGUGGCUGCCCACAAAGUGGCAGAAGCUGAGGAUCUGUUCAAGAGAUACGGCAUGACCAGAACAGUGCUGAUCUACAACAUCCAGGAGAAGAUCGACGAUGAGUGGGACACUGUGCUGCCGAAGAAGACGCCUGGAUAUCAGCUGGAUUGGCAGCAUUACUUCCAUCUGGACACCAUCAAUAUGUGGCUGGAUCUUCAGCUGGAGAACCACAAGGAACUUAGCUCUGUCAGUCUGGGCAGUAGUUACGAGGGCAGAGACAUCAGAGGAGUGAAACUGUCGCGGAAAGCUGGAAACACUGCGGUGUUCGUGGAGGCUGGAAUCCAUGCCAGAGAGUGGAUUUCACCAGCGACUAGCACUUAUCUUCUGAAUCAACUCCUCACCUCAUCAGAUCCCAGAGUUCAACAACUCGCUGAGAACUUCGACUGGUUCUUUUUCCCAGUCGUCAAUCCCGAUGGUUAUGUCUACACCUUCGACUACGAUCGCCUCUGGAGGAAGAAUCGCAAGCCUUACGGUCUCUGUCGCGGCGUGGAUCUCAACAGGAACUUCAACUCCUCCUGGAAUGGUCCAGGAUCCAGUUCAGAUCCCUGCCGAUAUGAUUUCUGCGGUGGUGCCGUGAACAGCGAGCCUGAAGUUGCGGCAAUUUCGAAUUUCAUCAAGAAACACGUGAAGGAGUCCCGAAUCAAGACCUUCCUGAGUCUCCACUCGUAUUCGCAGCUCCUCAUGUUUCCCUACGGCAGCACUGAGGACAAGGUGGAUAAUUAUGAGGAUCUUAAGGCCAUCGGAGAGAAGGCAAUCGAAGCCUUGGCCAAGAAGCAUGGCACGCAAUUCAAGACUGGUAGCAUAAUUGAGACGAUUUAUCCGUCGAGUGGCGGAAGCAGCGACUGGGCUUAUGAGGAAAUGGGGAUCAAGAUCUCCUACACUUUCGAACUCAGAGGACCACCUGACAGCACGGAGAUGUUCAUCUUGCCCGCCAAUCAAAUAACGCCCGUCGGCGAGGAAACUCUCGAAGCCUUCAUCACGAUUAUGAAGGAAGCUAAGGCGCGAGGAUAUUACGAUGAUGCUUAAAUUCAGCAUUAAUUUAUCUACUGGUGGAGAGAGAUAUUUUUUUUAAUGGUUUGAAGAAACGAAGAAACUCUUUGAAAAUGAUCAAGAGUGGGAAAUAAAUUAAUUGCUUUUCACAAUAAAGUGUUCAACAAGAGGCAGAAACACUCUUUGUCGACUCAUUAUGCAUU